Messenger RNA from Metarhizium album ARSEF 1941, 426 nucleotides. Its product is annotated as DNA-directed RNA polymerases I. NCBI's taxonomy places the organism in Eukaryota, Fungi, Ascomycota, Sordariomycetes, Hypocreales, Clavicipitaceae. The coding region runs from base 1 to 426 and encodes 141 amino acids. Gene Ontology annotation, cellular component: RNA polymerase III complex; RNA polymerase I complex; RNA polymerase II, core complex. Gene Ontology annotation, molecular function: DNA binding; DNA-directed RNA polymerase activity. The record is from RefSeq and is a predicted model, not a curated record. Gene Ontology annotation, biological process: DNA-templated transcription. The transcript is spliced from 3 exons.
AUGUCUGAUUUCGGCGACGAUGAUGUCGGUGUCGGCGGGGACGAGCCCGUGCUCGAGGAAGAGGAGGUUACUGAGUACUACGACCCCGAGGUUCUAGACAACGAGGAUGGCGAGCGUGGCGAAAACGGUGAGGAUGACGACAAUGUCAUCGUAUCCGGAGACCCUUCGGCGGCUGCCAACGCCGUCAAGGGUGGUGAAAAGUCGAUGAAGGAUCGGAAGAUUCCCGAGGCGGAUCGGACAACCACUCGAUACAUGACCAAGUACGAACGGGCACGUAUACUUGGCACCCGCGCUCUGCAGAUUAGCAUGAAUGCGCCGGUGUUGGUAGACCUCGAAGGCGAGACAGACCCCCUUCAGAUUGCCAUCAAGGAACUCCGCGAGAAGAAGAUUCCCCUGAUUGUCAGGCGAUAUCUGCCGGAUGGCUAG